Molecule: messenger RNA, 4162 nt
Organism: Ciona intestinalis (vase tunicate)
Lineage: Eukaryota; Metazoa; Chordata; Ascidiacea; Phlebobranchia; Cionidae
Source: RefSeq, a predicted model, not a curated record
GUUUUAUGUGUAGUUAUAAUUUUGGAAACCCAGUGGAAACUAUAGAUUGAGCUAUUGAAUUAAAAAGUAUUGUGCUUUAGACAGAAUCGGGGCUGCUAACGUAUGCAGUAUAUUAUACAGUAGAUUUGUUCGGAAAUCGAAAGGAAUAUGAGAUGGCGAUUUGGUUUCGUUUUUAUUCUGGAUGUUAGUUUGAUAGUUUGCUGUGGUGCAACGCGUUCAACAAUCUCAUUGGACAGUUGGAGCACGUGGUCAUCCUGCAGUGUGACGUGUGGUUCGGGGGUUGCCACUCGCCGUUGGAAAUGUUCAGGAAUAAACUGCGAGCAAAAAGUCGAAACCAAACCAUGUUUUCCAGAAUUUUGUCCAAGUUAUAUGACUUGGCCCAGAUUACACUACAGCGGGACGAUUGUAUACGAUGCAAACACAGUCAAUAACAAGAGAUGUAACUUUGAUAUUGAAAAUUAUCCCAACAUUGCUUUGAAAAUAAAAGAAAAAACUGUUUACUUUGUGAACAAGACGAUCCCAAGUUACAAAUUCCAAGUCAAUAACUGGAAUCCUGAUGGUAGUGGACACGUCUAUUUCAUGAAUACUACAAUCAAAUCCAUUUGUACAGGUCCCUUGCAAUGCUCAACCACUGAUACUAUUGUUGGAUCUGUGUUUAAAGACACAUCAAGAGGGCAAUUGGCUACAAUUGAUGUAGAUUUCCAGGUGACUUCAGAAAUCUGGGGCCUUGCUGUGGAAAUCCCUGGUGUACUGAAAGCUAAGUAUCUUGCUGGUGCAGACCAACAGAAGAUGAACAGGAUACCCCAUCAUCAUUAUGAUAAAAAACUAAGGGGUUAUGCCUAUAAUGGUAUGGCAAGAUUGAAAAGUAAACUAGUUGACCUUCAAUGGUCAAGCUCUUACUACAAGCAGUUGUUCCGUAACGCAACCGAGCUUAGUGUGACGAUCGUCAUAGAUUUAUAUAACCAUUUCUCUUUCUCUGGAAGAGUGGCUGGGGUUAUUGGUCUAACAUCUGAUGAUGAUCCAAAGGAGACAUCAGCAGGUCGAAUGAUGAAGUCCCAGUUACAAUCGUUGCCCGCCCCUUUCUUUGUCAACUACAAACAUAAGAUAAUCACAUUAGAUUUAUCAUCAACUUUAACUGGGAGGGAAGAUGGGACAUUUAUUACAAAAGGAUACGAUAUUGGGUUUAAAAUAAACUGCAGGUUUCCAUUAGUGUAUGCUACCCAUAUAUGCCAGAACAAGAUCACAACUAAAAAAGGAGAAUCCGUGUCCCUUAUUACAACUAAUGGUUCGUUCUCUUCACUUUACCUUGAUGAAGCUGGCCGAUUUUACAAAGUAUUUGCUGGGAUAGUAGAUGUUGAUAUAUCCCAUAUGAGCACAAGGGAUAUGAACCUGUUAAAGUAUCAUGAAGUGGUGAUAGUGCAGAAACAUAACGAUCAAUGGAAAAUAGUGAUUGGAGAAUUCUCUAAAGGGGUCCAGGUCGGAAUAUUCAGUAAAGUACAAUUAAGAUUGAACCUGGGCCAGUCAAAGGAAUACGUUUCGUAUAUUUCAAGGUUUAAUAAACCUCUUCCAAACACACAAGUUAACAUUGAAGUUUGUCCAGCUAAUGCAGCGGUUAUAUGCGGGCAGCCUUCAUGUAAAUUGCCUUUAUCUACACCCAGAGAUGCUUUAAAAAUUGAAGCUUUGUCCCCACUCACAAAUAGCAAAGGAUUGAUAACCCACAAACUAACUGCAGUUAAAAGUCCUAAUGGUUUGCGUGGGUGUGGACUAGAUGGUCAACUGUAUAUGAUGAAAGUACAAGCAGAUGUUAGCAUUGGAGGGCAGAUGCAUUCAUAUUUGAACGGGUAUUUUUGUGGAUCCAAAUCAACUUUCUAUGAAACUGUUCUGUGGCCAUUAGUACGAAUAUAUGAUGAGACACCUGUCCCAGUUUGCCCCACUUGGAUGGAUGUUAGAGGUAUCUUCACACAGUACUACAACCUAUACCCUGUCAUGUGGAAGAAUGGAAUAAUUAACCUUAGAUCUUACGAUGAUGUGCGAAGGAGAGAAAGAAUGUUAAAAGCCGCCAUGUUUGAGACUGACUUCUCAAACUCAAAAUACAUGCCAGCUUCACGUGAUUUAUCGCUGAGUAAGCAGAAAUUAAUCUGGAACUGGAUGCAAUGUGGAAUGAAGUAUGGGAAUGAAACAAGAGAUGCAUUGGAUCCUGAUAUUUGUAGUCCAAGCAAAGUAAAUGAAAAUCUCAUUCAUUUAAAAAAACUUCUACAAAAAGCUGUAUUCCUUGAGCUAACCACAAUCCCCCCAUAUUUCACUGCAUGGUUAAGUUUACAAACUGAAUAUGCAAGGAAUCUUAAAGUAGCUAAUGUCCUCAAAUCAAUCUACACUGAAGAGAUGCUUCAUAUGUCACUUGCCGCAAACUUUCUUAACUCAAUAGGUGGGACAGUGAAGUUAGCUGACAUGUGGAAUAUACCAAUCUACCCCACACAGUUAGCAGAGGGUGGUUACUAUGAUGUAGCACCUCAAGUAUUGGUUGCAUUGAAGCCAUUCUCUAUUGGAUAUGUUAAAGAUGUCUUCAUGAAAGUUGAAAAACCAUCGCCGGCGAAAGAAAGAAAUGAUUUAUUUGAAAUAGUUGGUUUAUGGAAGAUGCUCCCUACUGCCUCUGGUGACCAAUUUACAAACAACAUGGACCAGCUGAUCAAAGAAUAUGAAACACAAUAUCAAGAUGUCAGUGACAACCACGAAACUUUAGAUGCCACGGAAAAGUUACAACUUCUACAGAAGUGGCACGCUGUCAAGCAAUCAGCUGCCAGACAGUUAAAACCUUCACCAAAUCCUAUAAAUACAGUAGGGUCUUUGUAUACACAAAUAUUAUCAAAAACAAUACUUUUGGAGUCAUGCGCUAAAAUUGAUGGGUUAAACAAUAAAGGGCCUGGAACUAUAUUUGUAGGCGAUCCAAUUAAACAGUUAAAUAUGUCAUAUUGGUAUAAUCCCGUGAAGAAAAGUAAAUUAGAAGAAACAGCAAAGUUUUGGAGUUCUGAGAUGUCAAAAGAAGAACUCGUCCUCAACGAAAGACAAACAAGUUUUAAGAUCAAGAGAGUUGAGCGAGAUUCUUUUCCUCCAGGAUCAGAUCUUGUCUCUCCUCUUUUCCCCAUCACUGAUCUUAAGUCUGCCAUUCAAGGAGUUGUUGAGAUCAUUUAUCAGGGUGAAGGGGGAAGUCCAUGUUCACCCUUUAAGUCAGCCAAGCCUGGUGGGACUCUGUCACUCCAGACUUCUCAUUAUGUGAAGUUCAUGGAAAUUGUACAUGGUCGGACGUUGGUUCAAAUGAAAAGACCAUCGGUUGACAGUGGGAUAUCAUGUUUGAACCUCACACUUUUCGACUGUCCAAACAAACUCAAAAGUGAUGAAGCUUUCUGCUUUGCAGGGGAUGAAAUAGCUUUUUAUGAAGAUGGUGUAUGGCCAAUAGUAAGCAACCCCACACCAACCAUGUACAAACCAGGGACAGAUGCUCACCAUUUUAACCAUCAGUUUAAUAUUCAAUACACAAGAUUACUUUUCUGUUUAGAAUCUGCAUUUGGUGGAAACCCGUCUAAAAUGCGGUCAUGCAUGAGCUACAUGUACGACCUGAUAAUCACGGGCAAACGGUUGGUCAGAUCACCAGUGGGUGUCACUAAAGAUACAUUUAUUACGCAACCACAUUGUUCAAACUGCCACGCUACGCCAACUUGGGAUUUGUUAAGAGAUAUUGACCAGCAGUUAGAUUUGCCAUUAGCUCCUGGAUAAAACACAUUAUGCCAUAAUACCUGUGUGUAUGAUAAAUUAAUUGCUAUAAUACUUUCAUUUAUGAUGUAAUAAUGCCAUAAUACUUGCGUUUAUGAUGGAACAAUUGUCAUAUUACUUGCGUUUAUGAUGGAACAAUUGUCAUAUUACCUGCGUUUAUGAUGGAACAAUUGUCAUAUUACUUGCGUUUAUGAUGGAACAAUUGUCAUAUUACUUGCGUUUAUGAUGGAACAAUUGUCAUAUUACCUGCGUUUAUGUUGGAACAAUUGUCAUAAUACUUGUGUUUAUGAUGAAAUAGUAGCUACAGAUCUGCAUUUGGAGGAUAUUAUUUAUUUUCUCUGUGAUGAAUUAAGUUAUAUGUGCAAUAAAUCAUAAUUUUGGCUUGGCGAUUUAA